CUUAACGGCUCUUUUAUGCUUUUUUCCAACCGCCACUUCAUCACGUUAAGCAUAUGCUCUCUAAAUAUUCUAUCUCCUCCUUUUUAAACUCCUCCACACCUUAUUUUCACUGCGUUCACUACUCACACCGACAAAUCUUCAUUCUUGUUAGGCUUUUUCCUUUCAACUUUUUCACUUCCAAUUCUGGGUUUAGAGAGAGAAUAAAGAAAAAGGGUUGGAUGAAAUUUGGGAAGAGAUUGAAGCAACAAGUUCAAGAAACUUUGCCGGGAUGGCACGACAAGUUUCUGUCCUACAAGGAUUUGAAAAAGCUUUUGAGGUUAAUUUCUUCGGCUCCUCCGAUGAUGAAUGGAUCGCUUGAGUUUGGGAAGGCUGAGGCUGAGUUCAUGUACUUGUUGAACAAUGAGAUCGAGAAAUUUAACUCUUUUUUUAUGGAACAAGAGGAGGAUUUCGUUAUCCGCCAUAAGGAGUUGCAACAGAGGAUUGAGAGAGUGACUGAGAUUUGGGGACCAAAUGGAAGUCAACCAUUAGAGAUGGAUUACAAAGAGGAGAUGGGUAAAAUCAGAAAAGAGAUUGUCAAUUUCCAUGGUGAAAUGGUGCUUUUAAUGAACUACAGCAAUAUUAACUACACAGGGUUGGCCAAGAUCUUGAAGAAAUAUGACAAGCGAACUGGUGGGUUGUUGCGCUCACCCUUCAUUCAGAAUGUGUUGCAACAACCUUUUUACACAACUGAUCUCAUAUCAAAACUUGUCAAAGAAUGUGAAAGCACCAUUGAUGCAAUGUUCCCGGUGGUUGAAGAAGAAGAAAGAAUAAUCCGCAGAGAAAGAGAGGCGAUUAUGGUGUCGGGAGAAGGAGUUUUUAGGAAUACAAUUGCAGCUCUGCUGACUAUGCAAGAGAUUAGAAGAGGAAGCUCUACAUACAGCCACUUCUCUCUACCGCCUCUCAACUUGCCGGAUUUUGAUUUCAUCCAAGCCUUUCAACUCAAUUCACCCAUACCAAUUCCCUAAUAUUAGAGAAAUUAUGAUACAUUCAAUACAUUUAACACGUAUAGUUGGCUAUAAUUUUGUGUUCUUUGGGGAUUGGCUAAAUGCUACAUAAUACAUGAUGUAUAAGAAAUUAGGCCUACCGCUUCUUCCUUAUUUUUAUUUUAUUUUUUUGUUGUAUGCUAAUUAGUAUGUUGAAAGAUGAGCUUCUCUUUUAGAAUAAGAGACAGUUCUAAUAUUAAUGGAAAAAUUACAAAUUUUCAA
Messenger RNA from Camellia sinensis, 1244 nucleotides. Its product is annotated as SPX domain-containing protein 3. NCBI's taxonomy places the organism in Eukaryota, Viridiplantae, Streptophyta, Magnoliopsida, Ericales, Theaceae. Gene Ontology annotation, biological process: cellular response to phosphate starvation. The record is from RefSeq and is a predicted model, not a curated record.